Triplophysa rosa is the source of this 2269-nucleotide messenger RNA. Its product is annotated as potassium voltage-gated channel subfamily D member 1-like. Gene Ontology annotation, molecular function: protein binding; A-type (transient outward) potassium channel activity. NCBI's taxonomy places the organism in Eukaryota, Metazoa, Chordata, Actinopteri, Cypriniformes, Nemacheilidae. Gene Ontology annotation, cellular component: membrane; voltage-gated potassium channel complex. Gene Ontology annotation, biological process: potassium ion transmembrane transport; protein homooligomerization. Bases 1151 to 2269 code for a protein of 372 amino acids. The transcript is spliced from 2 exons. The record is from RefSeq and is a predicted model, not a curated record.
UGCAACAAAGAGCGUGAAUAGAUUCAGUGUUACAUUAUUUUCAGGUUGACUGAAACCUGAGCCCUGAUCUCUUUCUCUUUGACCCAUUGUAGGAUGGAUGCAUUUGCAAGAGAUAUUAAGCUUUAAAUGGAUGUGUAUAAGUGUAGAGAGAGAGAGAGAGAGAGCGAGGUAGAGAGAGUGAGUAGGUAGAGCAAGCAAAUGAGUGAGCACGGAAGAGAGAGAGGCAGCGCACGAAUGCAACAGAGUAGCGGAGGAGAGAGAGAGGGAGAGAGAGAGAGAGAGAGAGAGGCAAGCGCUAGGCAUUACGGUCGCAUGCGAUAUGCCUGGACUGCUGCAGAGCGGCUGCUGGUUCCUUCCUUUUUUGUUCUUUCAUCUGCUUUCGUUCACGUUGGAUUCUUCAUCUUCUCUUCUAUCUCAGCCCUGCUCAGAGGACAGGUGCAUGAAGGAACGUCCAUGCAAGGAAACAAGGCUUCUAUGAUUCUGAGAUCUCUGUGCAAAAACCUUCUCUGCCUCUUAUGAAAUCGAGCAGUUACCUAAAGCUCAAGGAGGGAGAGAAAGAAAGAGAAGGAGCAAUCUUAUAAUCCAACCAGAAAUGCGGCACAAAAACAACGAAGCACAAAUGCAACAGAAAGAAUAAACACACCAGAGGAGAAAUAGCCUCUUGCUCUUGCUAACUUCAGAAAGAAUCAUCCCAGACUAAUAAAAAUUUAAAAGAGCACAGCGCCGCAACAAAUCAGUAUUCUCUGUCCGAGCGUGCAAGCGAUGGCUAAGAGAGUUAACCCUUUACAUGGCUGAACUGUUUCAUGCAACAACCACAUCCUGCAGAUACAAUCCACAGCAGCGAGUCGUGAAUUUGUCAAUUUUCAUGGUUAAUUUCAGGAUCAUUUUUGAUAAAUGGACAGGAGUUUUACUUGAGAUAUUGACCAUGAAAACAUUCACCUCUUUCCAUUUACCUCACAGGAUUUCCUCCUAGCAUAAUAAAUGGACAGACAAGCUGACUUAUUUAAACUAACUAAUUCGGCCGCUGAGACCCUCAGCUCGGAUGUGGAAAUACCUUUACGUUCUUCUUAUGCAAAACUGCUCAGGGCCGCCAGGCAUUUUCCAUAUUGGUAUAUUUAAGUAUAUUUAAGGUUAAGCAACCAACAUAAAGAUGGCCGCCGGAGUGGCAACAUGGCUGCCCUUUGCCAGGGCGGCUGCAGUUGGCUGGCUUCCUCUAGCCACGAAAAUCAUGCCCAAACCACCUGUGGAAAAAAAGAGCCGCAACGACGAGAUUCUUUUCGUAAAUGUGAGCGGUCUUCGUUUUCAGACGUGGAAAAACACGCUGGACCGCUAUCCCGACACACUGCUCGGAAGCUCGGAAAAGGAAUUUUUCUUCAACGAGGACACUCAGGAAUAUUUCUUCGACAGGGACCCAGAGAUGUUUCGCCACAUUUUGAACUUCUACCGUACGGGCAAGUUGCAUUACCCUCGACAAGAGUGCAUUCAGGCCUUCGACGAGGAGCUGGCUUUUUACGGCAUUGUGCCGGACAUUAUCGGAGACUGCUGCAUGGAAGAGUACCGGGACCGAAAGAAGGAAAACCAGGAACGUCUGGCAGAGGACACGGAGGCCGAGAAUGCGACGGACGCCCCGCUCCCGCCAGACAGCACUCGCCGAGAGCGUUUGUGGCGCGCCUUUGAGAACCCUCACACGAGCACCAUGGCUCUGGUUUUCUACUACGUCACAGGUUUCUUCAUCGCAGUGUCGGUCAUAGCGAACGUGGUGGAGACGGUUCCCUGCAGGCCCAUCAAAGGCAGCAAGAAAGAGUUGCCGUGCGGCGAAAAGUACUCACUGGCGUUCUUCUGCAUGGACACGGCGUGCGUGCUCAUCUUCACCUUCGAGUACCUGAUGAGGCUUUUCGCCGCACCCAGCCGCUGCAAGUUCAUGCGCUCGGUCAUGAGCGUCAUCGAUGUCGUCGCCAUCAUGCCCUAUUAUAUCGGCCUGGUUAUGCCUGAAAACGAGGACGUGAGCGGAGCGUUCGUGACGCUGAGGGUCUUCCGCGUCUUCCGAAUCUUCAAAUUCUCACGUCACUCUCAGGGUUUGAGGAUCUUGGGUUACACUUUGAAGAGCUGUGCUUCCGAGCUGGGCUUCCUCCUGUUUUCUCUCACCAUGGCCAUCAUCAUAUUUGCAACCGUCAUGUUCUAUGCUGAGAAAGGCACCAAGGGAACCAACUUCACUAGCAUCCCAGCCUCCUUCUGGUACACCAUUGUAACCAUGACAACGCUUGGGUAA